AUGCCAGACAGGUUUACCAGCCCACCUUUCAAUUGCUACAACGGGAAAACUGAUCCAGUAGAGCACGUCAGUCAUUAUAUUCAGAUGAUGUUUUUGCAUACUCAUAACGAUGCGCUGAUGUGCAAGGUAUUUCCUUUGAGUCUGGGACCAACUGUUUUGAAGUGGUUUAACGAGUUACGGAAAGGAUCCAUACAUAGUUUUUCAGAGCUAAUUCAAGAGUUCAGCGUUCGGUUUGUGACCUGUAGCCAAGUACAUCAGCCGGUAGAUGCGCUUUUGUCUAUGAAAAUGAGGACAGGAGAGACCCUCUGUAGUUAUGCCAGCCGGUAUUGGGAGCUAUACAAUGAGAUAGGUAGGGAUAACAAAAAGGUUAUAGCAAGCACUUUUAGGAUGGGAUUUCCCGAGGAUUCCGGGCUACGAGAGUCGUUGACCAAGAAGCCUCCCGAAGACAUGAGGCAGCUUAUGAGAUGCAUUGAGGAAUAUAAACGAUUAGAGGAUGAUCGGCUACAAAGCAAAGGCAAAGCACCAAUGAUAAAUCGUCCCCGGCAUAUUGGUUUUCCGUUUAGAUCUCGAAGGGGUCUGACAAUUCAAGAGCCGACCAUACAGGUGGGGGAAGGGAAUGUGACGUUUAAGGAACCGGUACACAGGAUUAUUCAUCGGAUCAAACACGAGCCAUAUUUUCGAUGGCCGAACAAGAUGGGAGGGGACCCAUCCAGGAGGAAUCAGAAUUUGUACUGCACUUAUCACCGGGACAAAGGUCACACUACCAAACAGUGUCGAGUGUUGAAGGAUCACCUUAGGCAACUAGUCAAGGCCGGGCAUUUAAAGGAUUUCGUGCUGGACUCGGGGGACAGAGUCGCGGGGCAAGAUACUCAGCAAAGGGGGAACCCUCUCCCACCCCCUAUAGGGGUGAUUGAAGUUAUCCACGCUGCCUCAGAAAAGCUUAUUGCAAGAAGAAGAAAAGGAGUAUUGACAGUAGCACUAGUAGAGGGUAACCCAGACGAACAGUCGCCGGGUAAGAAGAUGAAGUUUGCACGGAAGCCUAUCACAUUCGAUGAUGACGAUUUGGAGGGGACGAUUCAAUCACAUGAUGAUGCGUUAGUCAUCACAGCCCAGAUAAGUGGCUUCUUAGUAAAAAGGGUAAUGGUAGACCAAGGAAGCGGGGCUGACGUAAUGUACCCAGAUCUGUUCAGGGGACUCGGACUGAGGAAAGAAGACCUAAUGAAGCACACUUCGCCCUUGAUUGGGUUCGAUGGUAAAGUAGUGAUACCUGAAGGGCAAAUUUCACUUCCUGUGAUUUUGGGAGGGAAGGAGGUGGCAGUGACAUUUACAAUAGUAACUUCAUUUUCCCCGUAUACAGCCAUCCUGGGGAGACCGUGGAUCCAUUCAAUGGUUGCUGUCCCGUCUACCCUACAUGUAAAGAUCAAGUUUCCAACCGAGUAG
Quercus robur (English oak) is the source of this 1440-nucleotide messenger RNA. RefSeq lists its product as uncharacterized. The coding region runs from base 1 to 1440 and encodes 479 amino acids. NCBI's taxonomy places the organism in Eukaryota, Viridiplantae, Streptophyta, Magnoliopsida, Fagales, Fagaceae. The transcript has a single exon. The record is from RefSeq and is a predicted model, not a curated record.